AUGAUCAAAGGAUUCGAGUCACCUUACAAAGGAACGCCACCUUACGAUUGUCCUCGCAAUCCGAUUGUCCUAAAGGACCAUCCUCAGGAUGAUCAUCAUGGACACCCACGAAUGUUGCACGCUGGAUCUCAAUUAACAUUAGCUCGGAUCCGAGAGAAAUUUUGGAUUCUGCGAGCACGAUCUCUGGUUCGCGCUGUACUCUACAAAUGUGUAUCAUGUACACGAGAAAGGGCUCAGAUUCCUAACGAGCUCAUGGGCGAUCUUCCGAAUGUAAGAGUAAAUCGCUCAGCUCGAGCAUUCGAACAUGCCGGUGUCGAUUAUGCCGGUCCAAUUCUUGUACGAACCUCUCGUGGACGAGGUCAUAAAGCGCAUAAAGCCUAUAUUGCCGUGUUCGUUUGUAUGACGACAAAGGCGAUCCAUCUCGAGCUCGUUAGCGACUACUCUUCAGACGCUUUUCUCGCCACAUUAAAUCGUUUCGUUUCUCGUCGCGGAUACCCUGCAUCGAUUUAUUCGGAUAAUGGAACCACAUUCCAAGGUGCCGAUCGCGAACUUAAACUCGCAAUCGCGCAGGCUUUAAAAAAUUCGGAUUUGCAAAAUACGCUUUCGACCGACGGAAUAAACUGGCAUUUCGUGCCUCCUUCCGCUCCCCACUUCGGUGGAUUAUGGGAAGCUGCUGUACGCAGCGUCAAAUACCAUUUAAAGCGCUGUAUCGGCUCACAUACGCUCACAUUUGAAGAAUUAAAUACUGUUCUUUGUCGUAUCGAAGCGUGUCUUAACUCGAGACCUAUUGGGUCUGUGUCCGAAAAUCUCGAUGAUUAUCAUGUAUUAACACCGGGACACUUCCUCAUCGGGGGACCCAUCUUAGCUGCGCCACAGCCAAGCGUUCUCGAUCUUAACGAAACUCGUCUUUCCCGCUGGCAAUUGUUGCAACAUAUUACAGAAAAAUUUUGGAAAUCAUGGUCAAACGACUACUUAUUAACGUUGCAGCAGCGGCCAAAAUGGAAAAUUGCGCAACGACUUGCGACUGUAGGCCGAAUCGUUCUCUUGCGGAACGCACUUGCUCCUCCGUCUCACUGGGAGCUCGGACGUAUCAUCGAAUGUCAUCCCGGCAACGACGGACUCGUUCGCGUCGUUACCGUGCGCACCGCGCGUUCACAGUAUAAGCGUCCAAUUGUAAAAUUAUGUUUUCUUCCGAUCGAUAUCAAUACUUCAAGCGAUCAAAGUUCCGGCAUGGCGGGCGGCACCGAUUCCGAUUAG
Nylanderia fulva is the source of this 1257-nucleotide messenger RNA. The record is from RefSeq and is a predicted model, not a curated record. NCBI's taxonomy places the organism in Eukaryota, Metazoa, Arthropoda, Insecta, Hymenoptera, Formicidae.